CUCAUUUUCACUAUCUUGAUUCCCAUCUCUCUCACGCAUAGUGCUAUGAGCAGCGCGAGUCCAAUCGGCGCUUGCGCCGCCCGGCUCAUGGCUGCCGCGUGCUCGCCGCGGCGCGCUCGAUCGCGGUUGGCGCCGCUUGCGGCGGCGGUGGUUCCGGCCGGACUCUCGGAGGGGGUUCUUAUGCUGGCCGAUGCUGUCUCUUCCGCGCGCACGGAGGUAGGGGCCGGGACUCGCGACGAGCUCGUCUGCUUCGUUAGUUCCCAAUAUCAGCCGCCACUCGAGUGUCCCUCCUCCUCUCGCUUUCUGUUCGAUCCUCAACCCCUGCAUCCCUCAUGCCGAGGUGGCUGGUAGGAACGAGAUGUGCAAGCUAAUUAGAGAAGUUCAAUAUACCCGUAAUGCUCGAACUCAAAUGUACUGUUCUAUUUUGUGUAUGAUGAUAUGUUUAUUUGAUCGAAUGAAUUCGGUGUUGAUGUUGCUCCUUAAAGGUCAUGCUAUUCCUUCAAGGUAUGCUUGUUCAAUGGCCUCUUUCAAUUUGUUUAUCAUAAGUUUUGUUAUAGCUUUGAUGACGUAAUAAAAUAUGUUCCGUAACAAGUUUAUU
Molecule: messenger RNA, 598 nt
Organism: Musa acuminata subsp. malaccensis (wild Malaysian banana)
Lineage: Eukaryota; Viridiplantae; Streptophyta; Magnoliopsida; Zingiberales; Musaceae
Source: RefSeq, a predicted model, not a curated record